CGUCAGUUUAUCAACCAGAUCCAUGGUCGCCCCGUGGCCGUGAAGCUGAACAACGGCGUGGACUAUCGCGGUGUGCUGGCUUGCUUGGAUGGCUAUAUGAACAUUUGCCUGGAGCAGACGGAGGAGUACGUAGAUGGGCAGCUGAAAAACAAAUACGGCGACGCAUUCAUCCGCGGCAACAACGUGCUCUACAUAUCCACGAAGAAACGGAGAGUUUAGUUGUAGAACUGAAGUUUAUUUCAUAAAUACAACCGAAACUCUAUUCUGAA
Molecule: messenger RNA, 269 nt
Organism: Drosophila miranda
Lineage: Eukaryota; Metazoa; Arthropoda; Insecta; Diptera; Drosophilidae
Product: U6 snRNA-associated Sm-like protein LSm6
Exons: 2
Biological process (GO): mRNA splicing, via spliceosome; maturation of SSU-rRNA
Cellular component (GO): nucleolus; U6 snRNP; U4/U6 x U5 tri-snRNP complex
Molecular function (GO): RNA binding
Source: RefSeq, a predicted model, not a curated record